CACACAAAAGCCGAGUUUGUCCUGGUACGCGCACGCAUGCGUGAACACGUACGACGCUAUGCGUACACGCUAGGGGGGAGGGGCACGUAAACAGAGAAUUCCAAAAAGGAAGGGAGUGUUUCUUUCAACUGACAAACCAAUACAUCAAGGUUAGAAUCAUGCCCAUUCGCCGAUCAGCUGCAGCCCCACCCAAAGAGGAUGCACCCCCUGCAAAUGCCCCUGACGGAGAUGCUCCUGCCGAAGGUACUGCAACUGUAGUUGAGAAGGAGAAGGAAAAGGAGAAGGAGAAAGAUCCGGCACCUACAGAACCUGAAACCAAGGAGGAAAAGAAAGCAGGAGAUGAAGGAGAGGAGGUAACCGCUGAUGAUGAGGGGCAGGCCAAAGACGAAGGAGAGACACCUGAUGAGGGGGAGAAAACUGAAGAAGCUGCAACUGAACAAGGGAAGAGCAAGAAGAAAAAAGCCAAGGAAGUUGUGGCCAAAAUUGACAAGGAAGAUGACAAAGGGAAAAAGGUGAAAAAGAAGAUUCCUGCUUGGGCGACCAUUUCCGCCAACAAACUGGCUUCCACCUCUCUUUCCCAGCCCAGAGUUGAAGAAAUCAUGAUAGAAGCAAUUGAGAGUUGCAAAGAGCGAAGUGGCAUGUCUACGAUCACCAUAAUGAAAUAUGUUAUGAAGAAAUAUCCAUCUGUGGAAAUGGACAAAAAGACCAAGAACCUCUACAAGAGGGCUCUGAAGCGAAUGGUUGAGAAGGGCACCGUCAAACAGCUGAAAGGCAAAGGCUUCUCUGGAAGCUUCGCCAUUGGGAAGAAGCUAGCUGCGUCUGCGGGGCCGAAAGAAACGCUGGGAGAGUCUCUGCCCCUGAUCAUCACCCGCCUCUGUGAACCCAAGGAGGCUUCCUACAUCCUGAUCAAGAAGUACCUGGAGCAACACUUCCCACAACUCAACGUGGAUAGCAGGCCUGAGGUGUUGAAGAACUGCCUGCAGAAAUCUGUAGAAAAGGGCUACUUGGAGCAGAUCACUGGAAAGGGUGCCUCUGGAACAUUUCAGUUGAAGAAAGCUGGGAAUAAAGUGCUCUUGGGUGGCGGACUGCUGGAGGACGCAAUAGUGGCCGCCAUUACAGCCAUGAAUGAGCCCAAGACCUGCAGCAUCACCAUACUGCGCAAAUUCCUAAUGGAGAGACAGAAGGAGCAGAAUAACUUUUUUGUCGUGCCAAACCUGAAGAGAACCUUGCAGAAGUGUAAAAUGAUGGGAUGGAUGGAGCAGAUUUCUGGACAUGGACUCAGUGGGUCAUACCAGCUAAGCUAUCCAUAUUAUCCAAGUCCGGCGGUUCUGUUUCCAGAAAUGAUGGCAAAACUUAAACAGAAGGAAGGACAAAAGGAAGGACAGAAGCUCAAACGCAAGAGAAGUGAUGAAUCUGAUGAAGAAUCCGAAGAAGCGGCAGAGGAAGAAUCUGAAGAGGAAGAAUCCGAUGAGGAUGAGCCUCCCCGAAGAAAGAGGACUCAGCGUGCAAAACGAACGUCUGCGUCCAAAGCUCGUCAAAAUAAAAGGGCUAAAAAAGUCAGCAGAAAACCUCCUGCUUCAAAGAAAUCAGUUGCAUCAGCCAAGAAAGCCCCUCCACCAGCCAAGAAAGCCCCGCCACCAGCCAAGAAAGCCCCGCCACCGGCCAAGAAAGCCCCUCCACCAGCCAAGAAGCCAGCCGCUGCGAGCAAAGCAGUGUCUCGAAAGGCACCAGAGCCUGUCAAAGCCACACCAGUCAAGAAAGCCGCCAUGACCAGUAAACCGAAAACACCAGUAGCCAAAAAGAUGACAAGCAGGGGGUCCAAACGGCCAUCGCCCAAAGCAGCUAAGAAGGAGGCAACUGAAUCUGCUGUGAAGGCUAAGCCAGCCGCCCGCAAAUCACUCCGAGCUCGGAAAUGAUUCCCGCGCUUUCUGAUGGCAGAAAAGAUCAACUGUUGCUGCGUAGACUGCAGUGCUGGCUAUUUUCUCCUCUUAUUUUUGUAGAAACUUCCAUGUUCUCCUUGUCUUGGGCCCUCUGAUGAAUAUACGUAGGACCUCUUCAAAGUUAUUCUGCCAUUUAAGUACAGGCAUUUUGUGUUCAAUAUUCUUAAAUUACAGGUAAAGAUAUAGAGUAGAAAUGCUACUGUUUGUGUUAAGAUGCUCAUUCAGGUCACCAUUAUGAGAACGUCGAGAAGGAGCUGUUCUCAGUUGUGUAUCAACAAAAAAAAUCUAUUAUUUAAAGUUCUCGUAGUCGGUCUUUCUGUAGAGGCAAGCAUUUCAGUUUUUCAGCCGCCCCUUUCUCAUCAGUGUUCAAGAAACCUCUUUUCGUACGUUUUAUUUCGAUCAUGUUUUGUGAAGUUACUGUUGUAAUAAAAAAAAAAAAACAUUUUGUUGAUGUUGGCUCUUUCGUCUAAGUCAAAGUAAAGAAUGAUUAUUGAUGCCUAACUUUAAGUUGAACCGUCUACCUGAAAGCAAAAUUGGAUUUAUUAAGAUGCAUUAAAGAAACGUUGGCAUCCAUAUCCACAACUGUCUUUUUGUUCUGUAUAGUCUAUGAAGAAGAAUAUAAGUUGAAAAGAUUUUCCGAGCACAUUUGACACACUAUUAACCCGGUCAUACUCUUGUGUGUUAGUUUAUCAGGGGGUUAGAUGUAAUUUUAUGAGCAUUGCUCAACUUACCGUGUGCAUGCAUGUAACUGAUAUACUUUUCUGUAGUCCUUAAUAAAGUGACUAUAU
This is a messenger RNA of Carassius auratus (goldfish), 2728 nucleotides long. Its product is annotated as heterochromatin protein 1-binding protein 3-like. The record is from RefSeq and is a predicted model, not a curated record. The transcript is spliced from 12 exons. Gene Ontology annotation, molecular function: nucleosome binding; DNA binding. Gene Ontology annotation, cellular component: nucleosome; nucleus; chromosome. Lineage: Eukaryota; Metazoa; Chordata; Actinopteri; Cypriniformes; Cyprinidae. The coding region runs from base 159 to 1916 and encodes 585 amino acids. Gene Ontology annotation, biological process: nucleosome assembly; heterochromatin organization.